AAUAUCACCCUUAUAAACGGUGUUGAUAUAACCUCUGUGUGUUGAUAUAACUUUGCUCCAGUGCUGGUAUUUUUCUUGAAUUUUCAACGAGUUAUCACGCAUUUUUGACAUCUUUUUGUCGAAAAAGAUUUAAUAAUUGCUACAGUUGUGUUUUCGAUUACAUAAUUUAUAAAAUGACCUCGGCUUUGGAAUCCAUGGUGGUCGACGAAAAACAACUUCCUGAAAAGCCGGUCGACAGAGAAAAAACAUGUCCACUUUUAUUACGAGUAUUUUGUAAUAAUGGACGUCAUCAUAAUAUAAUGGAAUAUAGCAGAGGAAAUGUUCCUUCAAAUGAGCUGCAGAUAUAUACAUGGAUGGAUGCAACUUUGCGAGAAAUUACGGGUUUAGUUAAGGAAGUAAAUCCAGAUGCUCGCAGUAAAGGAACAUACUUUGAUUUUUCAUUGGUGACUCCUGAACUUCGUAAUUCUGGUUACCGUAUGCGUGAGAUUGGAGUUACAUGUUCUGGACAGAAAGGUGCAGAUGAUAACAAGACGCUUGCACAAGCAAGAUUUACAAUAGGAGAUUACUUGGACAUAUCAAUAACUCCACCAAAUAGAAUGAUGCAACCGGCAAUAAGACGUGGUGGUCUGCGUCAGUAUUAAUUAUUGUGGUAAUUUUAAAGUUUAAAAUUAUGAUAAAGAUAAGUUUCUUCUAAGAAAUAAUUAUAUGAAUGUAAUGCUAGAAAGACUUCCAAAACUUUUUUAUAAAUAACUAAAAUAAAGAAUUACUUUUUUUAUUU
Messenger RNA from Nylanderia fulva, 778 nucleotides. RefSeq names its product histone deacetylase complex subunit SAP18 (gene Bin1). Gene Ontology annotation, cellular component: nucleus. NCBI's taxonomy places the organism in Eukaryota, Metazoa, Arthropoda, Insecta, Hymenoptera, Formicidae. Gene Ontology annotation, molecular function: transcription corepressor activity; transcription factor binding. The record is from RefSeq and is a predicted model, not a curated record. Gene Ontology annotation, biological process: negative regulation of DNA-templated transcription.